Molecule: messenger RNA, 603 nt
Organism: Fonsecaea nubica
Lineage: Eukaryota; Fungi; Ascomycota; Eurotiomycetes; Chaetothyriales; Herpotrichiellaceae
Exons: 1
Coding region: 1-603 (200 amino acids)
Biological process (GO): iron-sulfur cluster assembly
Source: RefSeq, a predicted model, not a curated record
AUGGAAGACGGAAAGAAUGCGAAUCCCCUUGUUCUCAACCCUUCAGAUCUUCCGACCCGAAAGCGGCGCGCAUCAGCAAGGGACGACCAUACCUUCGGUAACUCUACCUUUGCGUAUCCCGCGCCGUCGUUCGCUGUCGACCCUUUCACACGUUCCGCUAGUCCGUCAUCCAUAGAGGCAAGCGACAGCGAUGCAGAAGAAGAGCCUAUCGAUACCCAGGAGAUCUAUGACCUGGUAGCCACCAUGUCUGAUCCUGAACAUCCUAUUACGCUCGGCUCCCUGGCCGUCGUGUCAUUGCCCGAUAUUUCCAUCAGACCUACCAUUCCCAACCGGCCAAACUCGAAUCUCCAAACAGUUACGGUCUUGAUCACUCCCACAAUCCAGCAUUGCAGUUUGGCCACUGUGAUAGGACUGGGAGUGCGGGUCCGGCUGGAAGAAUCCCUUCCUCCCAGAUUUAGGGUUGACGUCAGGAUCAAAGAGGGUACACAUUCAACGGCGGAUGAAGUCAAUAAACAAUUAGCAGACAAGGAGAGAGUUGCUGCAGCUCUGUGGAACCCUACCCUCCAGAGUUUCAUCAAGAAAAUGUUGGAGACAUGCGAAUGA